Messenger RNA from Lineus longissimus, 435 nucleotides. Its product is annotated as bis(5'-nucleosyl)-tetraphosphatase [asymmetrical]-like. The coding region runs from base 1 to 435 and encodes 144 amino acids. Gene Ontology annotation, molecular function: bis(5'-nucleosyl)-tetraphosphatase (asymmetrical) activity. The record is from RefSeq and is a predicted model, not a curated record. The transcript has a single exon. NCBI's taxonomy places the organism in Eukaryota, Metazoa, Nemertea, Pilidiophora, Heteronemertea, Lineidae. Gene Ontology annotation, biological process: AMP biosynthetic process; ATP biosynthetic process.
AUGGCUACUCCAAAAGGUACUCUGGUUGCCGCAGGCUUCAUAAUUUUCCGGCGAUGGUCUCAAAGUAUUCAAUAUCUGCAGCUUCAAACGUCUUACGGUAAACACCACUGGACACCACCAAAAGGUCAUGUUGAUCCUGGUGAAUCUGAGUUGGAGACAGCCAUGCGAGAAACUGAGGAAGAGGCUGGACUCAAGAGGAACGAUUAUAAAGUAAUUAGUGGAUUUAAGAAAACUUUGCACUAUCAUGUUGGAGGCAACCUGAAGCGUGUUGAGUACUGGCUUGCUGAACUUAAAAAUCCAGAAACUCCUGUAAUAUUAUCAGAUGAACAUCAGGACUAUAAAUGGCUCGAAAUUACUGAUGCACAAAAGUAUGUGUUCUAUAAAGAAAUGCAGGAUGCCCUAGCUGCUGCUCAUGAAUACGUCUUGAAACAAUAG